AUCAUAGACUGGGAGUUUGCCGGCUGGUAUCUGAGCCACUGGGAAUAUGCUCGAGCUAUCUUUGCUUGCGGACGAUGGGAUGAUGAUUGGUAUGAUUGGGUGAACAAUAUCCUGGAGCCCUAUCGUAAUGAGUAUAUAUGGAUGGAAAAGCUACUUAGAGAGCUGUGGUCGUGA
This is a messenger RNA of Bipolaris sorokiniana ND90Pr, 174 nucleotides long. RefSeq lists its product as uncharacterized. The annotation marks the transcript as partial. Lineage: Eukaryota; Fungi; Ascomycota; Dothideomycetes; Pleosporales; Pleosporaceae. The record is from RefSeq and is a predicted model, not a curated record. The transcript has a single exon.